UAACAUUAUAUUUUUAUGGGAACUUGUAAAAGUUGUGAAAACACUUAAGAGGAGAUGAUUUUGUAUGCUUUGCCAAAUGAUUUGAAAAGGCCUAAGAGUUCUGAGAUAAUAGCUCCAAUGACUGGAGAGACUGAUGUAACAAGAGACAAAAGAGGAACAUUCAAAUAUGAAAAUGGAGCAACAUAUACUGGAGAAUGGUACAACAUUAUUUUAUAUUUUGUUUUGGAUUGGAAUAUGUCGUGAUGGUUUUGGUACUCAGGUUUGGCCAGAUGGGGCGUCUUAUGAAGGGUAAUGGAAGGAUGAUAAAGCUCAAGGGAAAGGUAUCUUUAAACAUGCAGAUGGAGACAUAUAUGAUGGAGAAUGGUAAAACGACAAGGCAAAUGGCUAAGGGAUUUAUUUCCAUGCUGAUGGUUCCAAAUAUGAAGGAUUGUGGAAGGAUGACAAACAGCAUGGUUAUGGCACUGAAACUUGGACAGAUGGAAGUAGAUAUGAAGGAACCUACAAAUACGGAAUGAAGGAUGGAUCAGGAACUUAUUAUUGGCCAGACGGAAAGGUUUAUUAGGGUUAAUGGUUGCAAAAUAGAAUGACAGGAUAGGGAGUAUGUCAUUGGAAAGAUGGAAGGUGUUAUUUAGGUGAAUGGUUGGAUAAUAAUAUGCAUGGUCAUGGUAAAUAUACUUCUGCAGAUGGCAAACAAUAUGAAGGAGAUUAUUAUUUUGACAAAAAACAUGGAUUUGGUACAUUCACAUGGCCAGAUGGUAAAAAAUAUUCAGGAAAUUGGAAAAAGGGCAAGUAACAUGGGAAAGGUAAAAUACUAAUAGAUAAAAUUGAAAAGUAGGGAAUGUGGGAAAAUGGCAAGCGUAUUAGAUGGAUUGAGGAUGAAGAUUGAUGCUUUUUGUGAUUCAUUCUUUUUUCAUAUUUAUUUAAACUA
This is a messenger RNA of Paramecium tetraurelia, 928 nucleotides long. RefSeq lists its product as uncharacterized. NCBI's taxonomy places the organism in Eukaryota, Ciliophora, Oligohymenophorea, Peniculida, Parameciidae. The transcript is spliced from 3 exons. The record is from RefSeq and is a predicted model, not a curated record.